Messenger RNA from Meloidogyne enterolobii, 534 nucleotides. NCBI's taxonomy places the organism in Eukaryota, Metazoa, Nematoda, Chromadorea, Rhabditida, Meloidogynidae. The record is from the annotation of a GenBank genome assembly.
AUGUCUCUUCUAUCAGCUGCUAGAGGUGUUAGUCAAGUAAUGAAUCGUUGUGAGGAUGCAAAAUCGACAGGAUUUUUAGAUUUGUCAGACUGUGAAUUAAUGUAUAUUGCUGAUGCUUUAUAUAUGGUAUUGAGUGGUUAUGAAAUUAAUAGAUGUAGUUUAAAAAAUAAUAAAUUAAAGAAAUUUCCAUUAAAAAUGAUUGCAAAUUUUCCAAAUAUGGAUGUUUUUAAUUUAGAGGGUAAUCAAAUAACAGAAUUACCCACAGAAAUAUCAAGAUGGACAAAAUUAAGAGGGAUAAAUAUUGCUAGAAAUAAAUUCACUCAAUUUCCAGAACAAUUGUUUGAAUGCAAAAAAUUGACAAUUUUGGAUAUUAGUGGAAAUUUAAUAAAUGAAAUCAAUCACUUACCGUUACGUUCUUCGUUAUCAACACUAAAACAAUUGCAUAUGAAACAAAACCCAAUUUGUCAAAGGCUGGAUAUUAUUGAACAAAUCUGUGCUGAGCUUGAACCACAAAUAAAAGUUUUGCACAAAUAA